GGGUAUGUGAAUACAGCACCAAUCACAGGCGCGCAGCCUCGCUCUGAAACGGGCCACGUGACCACUAUAAAGCGAAGGGGCGCCUUCGCCGCCGCUCAUUGAGCGCUUUGAUUUCCAAGGGAGAGAUUAUAACAAACAAAAAGCCACAAUCAUGGCUGAGGCUGACCGACCAGGGAAACUCUUCGUUGGCGGCUUGAACACCGAGACAAACGAGAAGGCCCUCGAACAGUAUUUCACCAAAUACGGCAGAGUAGUCGAAGUGCUGUUGAUGAAAGACCGUGAAACAAACAAAUCCAGAGGUUUUGCUUUUGUGACCUUUGAGAACCCAGCUGAUGCAAAGGAUGCUGCAAGGGAAAUGAAUGGAAAGACCCUUGAGGGCAAACCAAUCAAAGUAGAACAAGCAACAAAGCCGUCAUUUGAAUCGGCACUUGCUAGGCGGGGGCCACCAUCCCUUCAUCCAAGGAGCCGCGGACCGCCGAGAGGACCUAGAGGCGCUCGAGGAGGACCCACAAGAGGCAUGUCACCUAGAGGUCCACCACCAAUGAAGAGAGGGCCUCCCAUUCGCAAUGGUGGCCCUCCACCCAAGAGAUCUGUUCCUUCAGGACCAAUGGGACGGGCUCCCAUGUCCAGGGAAAGGGAUCCUUACGGUCCACCUCCUCCACGCAGAGACGCCAUGAUGUCCAGAAGAGACGAUUAUCCAUCUCCAAGAGAUGACCAUUAUAGUACCAAAGACAGUUACUCAAGCCGGGAUUACAUCAGCUCCAGAGAUUCAAGAGACUAUGCUCCACCCCCAAGGGACUAUGCUUAUCGCGAAUACCCACAUUCCAGUUCCCGCGAAGAAUAUGGAGGAUCUAUGUCACGGUCAUACAGUGACCGUGAUGGAUAUGGGGGUGGCCGUGAGUCUCGGGGCUACCUGGAACGUCCCAGUGCCGGUUCCUAUAGGGAGCCAUAUGAUGGCUACGGUAACUCGCGCAGCGCCCCACCUUCAAGGGGCCCUCCACCAUCCUACGGUGGAAGCGGCGGAAGCAGUCGCUAUGACGAUUAUGGCAGCAGUUCCCGAGAUGGAUAUGGAAGUCGUGACAGUUACCCCAGCAGCAGAAGCGACCCGUACUCAGCCAGCCGUGGCGAGCGUAUUGGCAGGCAGGAGCGGGGGCCAGCCCCACCACUCGAGAGAGGCUACCCUCCUCGUGAUUCUUUCAGCAGCUCCAGCCGUGGCGCACCUAGGGGUGCCCGAGGAGGAAGUAGAUCUGAUAGGGGCAUUGGCCGAAGCAGAUAUUAAUGGACCCCAAAAAAAGCAAGCCUCAAUCCUACAACAUGUGUUUCUUAGCUCCAAAACAAACACAUGAAAAACAAACGAAGACUGAACUUUGACUGGACAAAAACAAAACAAGGCUUAAGUUUUUAUUUAUUGUUGAGCUUUCCCCAUCCCCUGCCCCUAAUACCUGUUUCAUUUGAGAAGCGUUAAAUGUUUAGAAUUGUAUUUUUUUUGUUAAUACUACAGUAAGUUUUUUAAACAGUGAUUUGUGUGCUUGUUUAAAAAGCGUUUUGUACACUAGUGCUGUUAAAUUU
This is a messenger RNA of Polyodon spathula (Mississippi paddlefish), 1569 nucleotides long. RefSeq names its product RNA-binding motif protein, X chromosome-like. The coding region runs from base 152 to 1279 and encodes 375 amino acids. NCBI's taxonomy places the organism in Eukaryota, Metazoa, Chordata, Actinopteri, Acipenseriformes, Polyodontidae. Gene Ontology annotation, biological process: positive regulation of mRNA splicing, via spliceosome. Gene Ontology annotation, molecular function: RNA binding. The record is from RefSeq and is a predicted model, not a curated record. The transcript has 9 exons. Gene Ontology annotation, cellular component: spliceosomal complex.